Molecule: messenger RNA, 354 nt
Organism: Staurois parvus
Lineage: Eukaryota; Metazoa; Chordata; Amphibia; Anura; Ranidae
Source: the annotation of a GenBank genome assembly
UGGGGCCCCCGGACAAUAGGGGAUCAUGGGGCCCCUGUGUCCUUGCCCAAACUCAAAAAAGCCUAUGAAAAAGGUACCAGGGGCAUCUCAUGGGGCCCCCUACUGACCCCGGACCCUCGAGCAAAUAACCUUGGCCAGCAGCUGCAGAUAAGAAUCCCAGUUACAAACCGAUACACACAGAGGCGGACUGACAACUCAUGGGGCCCCUGGGCAAUAGGGGAUCAUGGGGCCCCUGUGUCCUUGCCCAAACUCAAAAAAUCCUAUGAAAAAGGUACCAGGGCAUCUCAUGGGGCCCCCUACUGACCCCGGGCCCUCGGGCAGUGUCCGAAUUUCCAAAUGGUCAGUCCGCCCCUG